Molecule: messenger RNA, 1140 nt
Organism: Salvia miltiorrhiza (redroot sage)
Lineage: Eukaryota; Viridiplantae; Streptophyta; Magnoliopsida; Lamiales; Lamiaceae
Exons: 1
Coding region: 146-901 (251 amino acids)
Biological process (GO): vesicle fusion with Golgi apparatus; endoplasmic reticulum to Golgi vesicle-mediated transport
Cellular component (GO): membrane; trans-Golgi network
Source: RefSeq, a predicted model, not a curated record
UUAAUUCUGCGCUUACGAAAAAAACCCUAAUUUCCCCUUAUUUACAUUUGUGUCCACGACCUGGAAGAAUCAUCCUACACUUCUUCACCACGAAAGAGCCAAAAUUAAUCAAAAGCGUUUCUCGCCAGAUCUCCAAUCCCGAUCCAUGGCAAAGGAAUUCAACGUGCCCCCGGUGGUUUUUCCCUCCGGCGGGAAUCCGGCGACGGCCGCCUCCGGCCCCCAGCAGCGCCGCCUCCCUACCGCUCCUUUCCAGCCCCCGAGAUCCUCGAACCCUGGCCUCCCCUUCCUCUCCUUCGAUGUCAACUCCGCCGCCGCGUCCACCUCCUUCUCCGCCGCGCCUCAAUUCCCCUCCACGAUCGGCGGCGUCGGUGGCAGCUUCGACGACGAGCCGCCGCUUCUCGAAGAACUCGGCAUCAACACCAAGCAAAUCUACCAAAAAACCCUAUCGAUUCUCAACCCGUUCCGGAUCAAUCACUACCUCCACGAGGACGCCGAUCUCUCCGGACCGUUCCUCUUCCUGAUGGCGUUUGGAUUGUUCCAGCUCCUCGCCGGAAAAUUGCAUUUCGGAAUCAUACUCGGCUGGGUGACGAUGGCGUCGAUGUUCCUGUACGUCGUGUUCAAUAUGCUGGCGGGUAAAAACGGGAAUUUGGACAUGUACAAGUGUCUCAGUCUGAUUGGGUACUGUAUGCUGCCCAUCGUGAUGUUGUCGGCGGUCUCUCUGUUCUUGCCGCAAGGCGGAAUGGCGAUCAUGGUGAUUACGGGGCUGUUCGUGAUCUGGUCCACGCGUGUCUGCACCGGAUUGGUCGUGGAGCUCGCCAACUGCGGGGAUGAGCAUCGAGGGCUGAUAGCGUAUGCUUGCUUCUUGAUUUACAUGCUUUUUUCGCUGCUUGUGAUUUUCUAGUUGCCAACACUUUGUACAAGAUUGAAUCAUAUAUGUUGUUAGCGUUUCAAGCUUAGCUUAGUACGGAUGUUAACUCUUACAUAUAUGGCCUUUUGUAGCAUGGGAAUAUUGUCGGCAUUUUUGUUAAGGUGGGAGGGGAUGGAUCACAAAUUUGUUUACUUUGUGAUUGAUGGAUGGUGGUUUGACAUGCUGGAUAAUGGAAUGGAUAUUGAUGGUGGAAUUCAAAUGUUCUAGCUUAA